AUGGAGUACAGCGGCAAGACACUGAAAGAGCUUUCAGUGCACACCAUGACGCAAAUGGGAGUAAUAGAGAGUACCCUCACCGACAUGAAGGGCUUCAAGCGCCUUAAAUACCUCGCGACUGAUGCCACCAUGUUCAUGGGGACAGAGUUUCGCAGAGUUAUCAUUAAAGAGGAGUUCCCUUUCCAACCGCUCAGCGUGCCGCUCAACGAACUAGCUGCACCACGGUUUGUGGACAUGCUUCCUCCAUCGAUCAAAUCUAUUCGGAUUUUGGCGGAGCUCUGGGACUCCCUGGGGAACAAUAUGAAUGAUAACUUCUUGGACAAGUACGAUGCGAAGUGGACCACAAUCUCUUUACAAGAUGGACCGGACCUCCAGCCAGACUUCGUCCACGAUUUCCAAGAGCGAUUCGGUGUCCUUACUGAAGGCUAUGUCGAUUCCGAAGAAAAGGAUGAUCAAGAUGGCAGCGGCCAGGUCGAGGACAGCGAAUCAGAGGAAGAAGAAGACAUUGAAUCAGAGGAUGAUGUAUAG
Molecule: messenger RNA, 528 nt
Organism: Colletotrichum fioriniae
Lineage: Eukaryota; Fungi; Ascomycota; Sordariomycetes; Glomerellales; Glomerellaceae
Source: RefSeq, a predicted model, not a curated record